Molecule: messenger RNA, 1455 nt
Organism: Acromyrmex echinatior (Panamanian leafcutter ant)
Lineage: Eukaryota; Metazoa; Arthropoda; Insecta; Hymenoptera; Formicidae
Gene: Gmer
Product: GDP-L-fucose synthase-like protein
Biological process (GO): nucleotide-sugar biosynthetic process
Molecular function (GO): GDP-L-fucose synthase activity
Source: RefSeq, a predicted model, not a curated record
UUCUUUCUUCUGAUUAAUCCAGCAAGCGCUUCAAGGCAUUUGCAUAUUGGGCGUGUUCAAAUUAAUAAAGCGGCUAGCCUGCUCGCUAAGCAAAUAAAUAUGAUUGGUUGUUUCUUAUAGAUUCAACUUCACUGCUAUUGGAUGUUCCAAAAUUUACUGCCUUACUGAAAAUCUAUAGUACACGUAACGGAAACUGUAGCAUUUUCAGCGCUGGCCGCGCUGGCAAAUUUGGAACACAGCUGACAACUAUAGUUGAUUAGUUUAACAUCAUUUACUUACUGAUUAACUAUCAGAAUUUACGAGCAUUUCUUUAAUGCGACAUGAAUGUUGUGCUUGUAACUGGCGGUACAGGACUCGUUGGUAGAGGAAUUCAAAAUGUUAUCGAAAAUGAUAAAAGAGAAAACGAAAAGUGGAUAUUUGUUGGAUCCAAAGAUGCAGAUUUAGGUGACAAAGAGAGUACACGGAAGUUAUUCGAGCAUCAUAAACCGACACAUGUCAUUCAUUUAGCUGCUAUGGUUGGUGGUCUCUUCCACAAUAUGUCACAUAAUUUAGACUUUCUGCGGAACAAUAUACACAUGAAUGAUAAUGUUCUGCACAUUGCUCACGAGAACAAUAUCGUGAAGGUUGUCUCGUGUCUUUCCACUUGUAUAUUUCCUGAUAAAAUAUCUUAUCCAAUAGAUGAAACUAUGGUUCACAAUGGACCACCACAUUCCUCGAAUUAUGGUUAUAGUUAUGCCAAGCGACUCAUAGAUAUUGCUAACAGAGGUUACUAUGAUCAGCACGGCAGGCUGUAUACCAGUGUGAUUCCUUGCAACGUAUUCGGUCCACAUGAUAAUUUUCAUCUUAAUGAUAGUCAUGUAAUACCUGGUUUAAUGCGAAGGCUUUAUGAUUUGUGCAAAGAUGGAAAUACAGAAGAUAAAGUAUUCACUGUAUUGGGCUCUGGUAAACCUUUAAGGCAAUUUAUCUACAGCAUAGACCUAGCAAAAUUAAUAAUUUGGGUGCUGCGGGAAUAUGAUUCUGUAGAACCAAUUAUACUAUCAGUGGACGAAGCGCAAGAAAAAUCAAUAGCACAAGUGGCAGAGACUCUGGCGCAAACUUUCAAUUUUAAGGGAAAAGUAGUGUAUGAUAUAUCGGCAGCGGAUGGACAAUUCAAAAAAACAGCAAGCAAUGCAAAAUUACGAAAGUAUCUGCCUGAUUUUCAAUUUACACCUUUUGAACAAGCAAUUAAAGAAACUGUUGAUUGGUAUAUAAAAAACUACGAUCAAGCGAGGAAUUAAAAUCGAGGUUGCAAUUUAUUAUAAUCUUGCGAUAAUUCAUACUUUAAAAUAUGAACUGAAGUAUAGUUCACUAGAAUUCAAAUAUAUCAAUGGUAAAUAAUGUAAGUUGUUGUUAAGAAUGAAUGAUGAAAGUGUAUGAUGAAAAAUGAUGAAAAUGUACUGAAGAUUGAGUAGUACA